AUGGAAAUUUCUUCAUUCCCUUUCGACGAUUUAUCUCAGUUUUACCCAACACCUUAUCCUAAAAUUGCAGCUAAUUCUCCCGUUGAUUCUUCUCCGUUGAAAAAACAGAGAUCUGAAAGCGAGAGUGUCGAUUUUUUCUUAAACAAUACGGAUACGGGUACGAUUAAGGAUAUCCUCGCCUCCUCGACUGAAGCAGCAGUAACAGGAGUAGUUGCUACUGCUGCUCAGCCGAAGCGAGGAUUGGAACGCUCUCACAAUGCGGGUCAAUCCUCGGCACCAGCACCAGGACCGGCGGUGAACCGAAGAAUGUGGGUGAAGGAUCGAUCGAAGGACUGGUGGGAUAAAUGUAGUCACCCGGAUUAUCCAGACGAGGAAUUCAAGAAGUCGUUUCGAAUGAGUAAGGCUACGUUCAACAUGUUAUGUGAAGAACUCGACCCUCUUAUUAACAAAAAAGAUACAAUGCUACGAGCUGCGAUCCCGGUUCGUCACCGGGUCGCGGUCUGUAUUUGGAGACUCGCAACAGGCGAACCGCUUCGAGAAGUAUCGAAGUGGUUCGGCCUGGGAAUAUCCACAUGCCACAAACUCGUACUCGAAGUUUGUACCGCCAUAAGAAAUACGCUAAUGGCGCGUUUUCUUCAAUGGCCUGACGACACUAAAUUGGACGCCAUCAAAGAGGAGUUCAAGUCAAAAACCGGAAUCUCGAAUGUGGGUGGUGCUAUCUACACCACCCACAUUCCGGUUAUAGCACCAAAGGCCAACGUUGGUGUGUACUUUAACAAGCGCCACACCGAACAUAACCAAAAGAUGAGUUACACCGUAACACUACAAGGAAUGGUGGAUCCUAGAGGGAUAUUCACCGAUGUUUGUAUCGGGUGGCCGGGGUCAUUCUCCGAUGAACACGUGCUAGAGAAAUCGGCCUUGUUCAAGCGGGCGAGUCGCGGCUUGAUGAAGGAUAUGUGGAUGGUGGGGAACUCAAGCUAUCCGUUAAUGGAUUGGAUGUUGGUACCGUAUAGUCACCAAAACUUAACUUGGGCACAACAUGCUUUUAACGAGAAAGUUGGGGAAAUUCAAAAAGUGGCAAAAAACUCAUUUUAUAGACUAAAGGAGAGGUGGGGUUGUUUGCAAAAAAGGACCGAAGUUAAGUUACAAGAGUUGCCUAUUGUACUAGGUGCUUGUUGUGUUCUUCAUAAUAUUUGUGAGAUGCGGAAGGAUGAGAUUGUGGAUGAUCCCGGGAACUCGUUCGAGCUUUUCGACGACGAGGUGUUGCCGGAGAAUGUUGCGAAGUCGUCUACGGCGGUCCAAGCUAGAGAUCAAAUUGCUCAUCAUUUGUUGCACCAUGGCCUUGGUGGCAACACUUUUCUAUAG
Messenger RNA from Chenopodium quinoa (quinoa), 1365 nucleotides. Its product is annotated as protein ALP1-like. The record is from RefSeq and is a predicted model, not a curated record. NCBI's taxonomy places the organism in Eukaryota, Viridiplantae, Streptophyta, Magnoliopsida, Caryophyllales, Amaranthaceae. The transcript is spliced from 2 exons. The coding region runs from base 1 to 1365 and encodes 454 amino acids.